Messenger RNA from Amaranthus tricolor (Joseph's coat), 406 nucleotides. RefSeq lists its product as uncharacterized. Bases 1 to 333 code for a protein of 110 amino acids. NCBI's taxonomy places the organism in Eukaryota, Viridiplantae, Streptophyta, Magnoliopsida, Caryophyllales, Amaranthaceae. The transcript is spliced from 2 exons. The record is from RefSeq and is a predicted model, not a curated record.
AUGGCUAAGCUUUCUUUCAAUUACUUCAAAUUGAAUUCCAUCAUCAUCACGGUUUUUGUGCUUGUAGCGCUUGUUAGUGCGGAUUACACCAUGACAAAGAUGCCUACUGAAAGAAAGGAAAAUGAAAAGCCCUGCGGUACUACUUCACAUGGAAACAAUGUGCCUAUUCUGAAAGAACCAAUUAUUUCUCAGAAAGGAAAUAGUGUGCCUCAGCCUAUCCAAGAAAAGGUGGUUCCCCAACCAAGCGAGCCUGACUGCGUGGAAAGUGGUAAACAUUGUGAGAUUACGGCACCAGGUCAAUGCUGCUCCCAAACUUGUAUCAAUGGUGAUUAGGAUGCUACUUGCUUGUAAAACUAUUAUUAUUUUUUUGUUUUUUAAUGUACGAAUUGUGGGGUGAAUCUUUAAU